CGAGAAACUUGAGAGAGCGCCCACAUUACAAAACAUCUCUGGUUGCACGAAGUCUAUUAAAUCUGCGGGACAGCUUGUAGCACCAAAGACGCGCGACGUCGAGCAUCCUCACUUCGAGACUAACUGCAAGACUCUCGUUGUUUAGCUUUCAACGCUUGCAUCAUUAUGAAAAGAUAGAAACACCUGUGCCGGCUCCUCGACUUUGCGGAUAGCUCAAAAUGCGUCUCAGGGUGCAAAUGUCGCCGCUGGGCAGCGGCCUGACGGUAGAAGAGACGGUAGACUUGUUCUGCGGGGAGGGUGAACAAAUUCUGCAGUGGAUCGGCUACGCGGCGUGCUCACGAUUAGCGUACAAGCGAGGCGAGGUGUACGGGCGGUACGUGCCGCAGAGCGUCAACAACAAGGACGGGCAGCCCCUGGAUGUGGACAUUGUGGUCAACGAGAUCUUCAACGACGGCGAUGAGCUGUUUGUGGAGUUCAGCAAUGGGCCCGUGCCCUACAAAGUCCGGUGGGAGGGCCGGCCGCGCACUCCGCCUUUCCGCUGGGGCGACGGCGUGGAGGUGCUGCCGCCGCACGACACCUGGCUGCGCGAGCUGGACCUCAAGGCUGAGGGGCUGGGCGCGCUCAUCGAGCCGGACCUGCUGCGGGCGGAUGCGGCGGUGGCGGAGAAGGACCUGGACAAGGUCAAGGCGCUGCUGGUGCAGUACUCGGGCGCGGUCCAGAUGCUGUUCCUGCUCCAGUCCGCGGAUGGCGCCGCCACCUCCACCACCAGCGGCGAGCAGCUGGGCAGCCUGACGCUGCCGCAGUUCCGAGCGGCCAUGGCCACUGCCAAGGUGAUCACGCCGCGGUUCCCACCCGAGAAGGUUGAUGAGAUCUUCACGGGUGUGGCAACAGCCGAGACCACACUGGCGCGCAAGGUGGAGGCCAAGUCGGGCGUGUCCACAUUCGACCUGCUGGACUUCAUGCUGGCGCUGGUGCACCUGGCGGCGCAGCGCUACGCAGCUGAGAACCCCAGCCAGGCCGCGUACAACCACCUGUCACUCAAGGUGACGGCCCUGUUCCGCGAGUGCUUCGCCGCCUCCUCCUUCCCCGAGCUGCAGCGGCGCCUGGAGCGCUUCACGCCCGCCGUCAACAACAGCAACGCCCUACUGCUGCUGCGCAAGGGCCGCAAGCUGACGGAGCAGACUCUGGACAGCUGCCAGCUGAAGCGCACCCGCGGCGCCUCGGUGCGCGUGGACCUGCGCUGGCUGUGCAACCACCUGGCCAAGUGGGGCAUGCUGGGCCGAGACUUCAACCUGCAGUGGGGCAUGCUGGGCCGAGACUUCAACCUGCAGGAGUUGGCGCUGAUCGCUGUGUUCGCCAAGCAGCGCGGCUCCGACCCAGAGACCUUUGCGCUGCACCCGCAGCCGCUGGAGUACGACUACGACCAGUUCGAGCGGCUGCUGCUGGGAGCGGCCUGGACCACCUACAACAACAGGCGCAAGGCGGCGCCGGGGCCCGCAGGCGGCGGCGGCGACGGCGGCGGCGGCGGCGGCUCGGGCGGCUUUGAGGAAUUCCUGGGCGACCUGCUGGACGGCGUGUACAAGAAGGCGGGCGUGCUGGUGCCGGCCCAGCAGCACGGCGGCGGCGGCGGCGGCGGGCUGGAGGAGGAGGACAGCGCUGUGCUGGCCGUGCACUAGCAGCGUGUGGAGGCGGGAGGACGCGGGAGGAGGAGGCGUGGGUGCACUAGUGGUGUGGAGGGGGAGGAGGCGGGAGGAGGCGGGGUUGCACUUGUGCGGGGAGAAGAAUGGAGGGGGUGGCAGUGCACUAGUGUGUAGGGGGGGAGGCGUGGUGGCGGUGCACUAGUGGUGGGGAGGGGGAGGAGGAGGUGGAGGAGGGGCGUUAGGUGCCCGAGCCCGAUUGGGUUUACAUCAUUCAGUUUGCCCGAAGGGAAAGGCUGAGGGGGCCGCGGGCGCGGGGCUUUUAGUGGGCUCUGUGUGAGGUGAUGGGGAUGGUUGCUGUGGCGGUGGUGGUGGCAGUGUGAGGUGUUGGGGCGGGUGGAACGCGGCGGCCGCUUGGCUGGGUAUGGGAGAGGGUUGGUGGCACCCGCCUGCCUUGCCUCAGGCCAGCUGCGCCCGCUGCGGUGCAGGCCUACCUGCCUACCUGGGCAGUGGUGCUGUGUGGGACUGCUGUGCAGUGGUGCACUGAUGUUGAGGCAGCAGCAUAGCAACAAUCGUUCACGGACGAGGUGUGUGUGUGUGUGUGUGUGUGUGACUGUGUGAAAGCGGCCACGGAAGCCCCACGUGUGUCUUCUUGACGUGCGGCGUCACCGGCAUAUUGCAUCAUACGGCUAUAGCGCGGACCGCCUACAGUACUUGGCAGUUUGCAAUGCUUGUGGCAGUGCAGUCACGAGUCACCCCGUAAACCC
Molecule: messenger RNA, 2404 nt
Organism: Chlamydomonas reinhardtii
Lineage: Eukaryota; Viridiplantae; Chlorophyta; Chlorophyceae; Chlamydomonadales; Chlamydomonadaceae
Exons: 15
Coding region: 237-1676 (479 amino acids)
Source: RefSeq, a predicted model, not a curated record